CAAAUUUAAAGGGAUUUCUCAGCCCUGGAAGAGCUGCUGCCAAGCAUUAGUUGCUGCUGUUGGCUUGCUGAGCAUGGCUCCACCGGUGGGUGGACAAAGAAGCCAGACUGCUCGGAUAUGUGUCGUGCAGAUCUAUGGCACUGGAGAGGAGAUGCAGAUCCCUGUUACUGUGAGCACACGGACACUGGUGGUUAAAGAACUCAUCUCUCAGAAGACUGGUGUGCACAUAGAUGAUAUGAAAGUGAUGGCUAAAGGAGGGCCCUUCAUGAAGGAACUUCGCAAUACCGAUGAGGUGCGGAGUCAAGUUGUCAUCAAAGGCAUUGACAGCUUUCGCCGCAAGCGGCAGCAGUAUCCUCAUCCACAUGCGAUCAUCGGAGCAGGACACAAUGGCUUGCGACAGGCGUUGGUCUUUGCAGAGCACAAGGACACAAACUUUAUUCUUUUCGAUCGGCACGACAGGAUUGGGGGAACAUCAUGGUUGGAUCACGCAAAUGUUUGGUCCAAGGUCCAAACUGAGCUGGGAACCUACCAUUUGAACUAUUCUGACCAAUGCGAGUGCCCCCAGGACAUGGCACCUUGGCCAAGCAGGGAUGACCUGCUGGCCCACUUCAACAAGGUGUGUGAUGAGUGGGGGCUCAAACCAUAUUUCAAGAUGAGCUCGGAUGUGCAAAGGUACGAGAUUUUGAAUGAAGGUCAAGCGAACCAAUGCUACAGAUUGUACUUGAGAGCUUCAACUGAUGGCAAGGAGGAGUGGGAAACAACUGUUUCCAGCUUGGUGAUGUAUCCUGGAAACUUGACCAUCCCCCGUAGAGAGGAGUACAAGGGUGAAGACACUUUUGGAGGCCCUAUCUCCUAUGGCAUGUUUGAUGAGACAAACUAUGGCGCCCUGCAGGGAAAGAAUGUAGCCAUCGUGGGCUUCGGCGCCUUUGCGGUCGAGAACAUUCGCACAUGCUGCGAGCACCGUUCAGGGAAGAUCUACUUGGUGUGCCGCAGGAAGAACCUGUGCAUGCCGCGAAUGGUAUCGUGGUGGAUCAAUGGCUCAAUUUUUCCCAUAGCGUCUUCUGAUGUUCUUCGAGAAAUGGAGGAUGUGUACAAGAUGGUUGGUGAUGACCCGUGGAGCUAUUAUGCCGUGCAUUCUAACGAAGCGCGAACAAACGUCACAAUCUUUCAGAAGGCUCGUUUUGGCAUCGGAGACAUUUACUUCCUUUCCAGGUACUAUGGAAAGACAGAGGUGGUACUGGGAACAAUCAAGAAGGUCUCUGAAGCCACGCUACACCUAGAAGAUGGCAAAAGACUGGAAAAUGUGCAGGCAGUUCUGAAGCUUUUUGGCUUCGUACCGGAUUGGGCCGUUGACAAAUUUCUCCAACUGAAGCAUUUGACAGGUCUUUGGGUCAACGGCGACUUCCGAAUUGGAACAAUGUCAGAAUUUCCUACAGUGAAUGCGCAACGGUUUGGUGGUACUUCACUGUCUCCCGGAGCAGUGUCUUGGUGCAAUAUUUUCUAUUAUUUCUGGAGUUAUCCCAAAGACUUUGAGAAAAUGAUUGCGACCGGCAUGCUGGCAAAGCAUUUUCCCAACAUGCAAAAGGAUGAGCCUGGUUAUGUUUUGGAUGCCCAGAUGGGUUCUCAAGUUCUUAUUAGCAUCAGUGGCCUUUGCCCCGGACUGGUGGAAGUCAUCGCCAAAUACGACGACCGCUUCAAACGCGAGAAGCAGUGGGGCACACAUUCACUGUCUCAGAUCCAAGCAAGCGCAGAGGAAGAUUGGUAUCGAUAUUGCCAGAUCUUCAAAGAUGCUGGUGACGAAAGGCCGUUUCCACCAUACCCGUACUCCAAAGACAGAUUGGAAAGAAUGGUGGAGCGGCAAGACAGAGAAGAACAUGAAAAGUUUGUCAAGAAAGGAUUGAUUACUGCAUAGAGCCUGAAAAUAGUGCGUUGCGGCCGUUUGUAGAUAGUGGGAUCCCCAAACAAAGUUAUUCAAGUCUACUUUCUGUCCCGGUGCAUUUGGGUUCUAUUGGUUAUUGCAGAG
Durusdinium trenchii is the source of this 2023-nucleotide messenger RNA. The record is from the annotation of a GenBank genome assembly. Lineage: Eukaryota; Dinophyceae; Suessiales; Symbiodiniaceae.